AUGUCACAGGCUCACCACACGAAAGAUGGGAACGAAGCCAGCCAUGAUUUAACAAAGCGCUUACAGGCCCUAGAGGUCGUUGUUCAACAAUCUUCCAAAGUACUUCAGGCUCUCGAGAAGCUUCCACUGGGGACACAUCGAGCAGUCUCAGAGGAACUUCGAGAACUUAUCGAAAAGGCAAAAAAAGCUACAGAGGGAAUGCGAGCAACUUUGGAACAGCAGAAGUCCCUCGAGAACAGACGACAACGUAACUCUGAUCAGGGGCACGAAAUAUCCGACGAAUAUCGGAAAGAAAUGCAGUUCUAUGCAUCCGGAUUGGAGGUUUUCAGUUCACUUGAAUACUCUGAGAGGAAUCGACGUCUCGCCAAUUAUCAUGUUGUUCAUGAAGGUGAUAUCAAGAAAGAUGAAGAAGCCAUAUGUUAUCUGGCGCAACAUGAAACACACAGGUCAGAGAAAGCAAGUGAAGGUUUCAAACUACUAUAUGAUAUUUCAAUAAGCGAGUACGACAACUUCCAGAUUGCAACUGCACCUCAUGAAGUUAUCAACGCCUUGAACAAGAAGAGUGAUAUGAAUCAUUUUCAUUACUCUGUCACACAGCGCAAGCCGCAGUUGAAAAAUUAUGUCAUCAGCAUCUGCGACUCAAUCAUCAAUCGGUGGAAGACAUACAUUUCAUCGUCUACUAAAGAUGGCCUUAUGGCUGAAAAUAUGCACAACCAAAAUCGAAACCAGAAUCGAUGUCUUGAAACGGAGAUUAACGAGAUGUUCUAG
Messenger RNA from Talaromyces amestolkiae, 768 nucleotides. RefSeq lists its product as uncharacterized. The transcript has a single exon. Lineage: Eukaryota; Fungi; Ascomycota; Eurotiomycetes; Eurotiales; Trichocomaceae. The record is from RefSeq and is a predicted model, not a curated record. Bases 1 to 768 code for a protein of 255 amino acids.